Molecule: messenger RNA, 2217 nt
Organism: Recurvomyces mirabilis
Lineage: Eukaryota; Fungi; Ascomycota; Dothideomycetes; Mycosphaerellales; Teratosphaeriaceae
Exons: 1
Coding region: 1-2217 (738 amino acids)
Molecular function (GO): protein binding
Source: RefSeq, a predicted model, not a curated record
AUGGACGGCAUGUUCUACUUCAACAGCCCUCAAAUAUCAUAUUCGCCACCUCGGCGGUCACCCUACUAUCACAACUCAGCAUUCUCGGGCAAGAAGCGGAAGUCUGAAGCCAUGGACGGGUUUCGAGCGCACGCCUGUAUGGCCGUACUGGACGAGCCCACUUUCUGUCCCAGCGAGAUCUCUGUGCUAUUUCCCGAGUAUUCAUGGAACUUUCAUGGACUCUCAGGCGAUGCUAGCUUGCCCACACCUGAUCUUACAGAAGACGAGGACGAAGACGAUUCCGGUGGCGUUCCCCUGUUUGACCAGGAAGACGCGGAGGUGACCACCAUACAAGGCAACGUCAGCGACACCGAAGCCCAGCCAGAUUCCGACCGUGCAUCGCAAGAUGCUACUCCACCUGCUGAACUUGGAUCAGGACCUAUCGCGCGAACAGAUCAUGACCAUUUUGUACCGCUGGAGCGAGCGGUCCUUUCGAGAAUACAGCCAGGCGAAAGCACAGUACUUGGCACUGCUCACCCACGCCCUCACACACAAGAACUGUGGGUUGAAGAGGACAGCCGAAGGCUACUUUUCGCACUCGAUGGGUUCGACAUCGAUGAGGUGCCUCGAUUCCUCCUCGAGACCGCAGCAUUCACGCGAUCCGAAGAGCCCGUGGCUGUGCGCACAGGACUGGAGGCCACAUCAACUCGACCUCCUUUGACCUUAACACCCGAUGUGAUACUAGCUCUGACUGAGUCGCGUCUCCUACCAGCAGUACGAAACACUGGUCCGGAAGUCUCGGAGCCAGACUCGUUGCAUGACCGAUCUGUGGCAGCUGACCCUGUUGAUAUGGAGGUAGAAGAGUGGCUGCCAGUUGACGAUCCACGACGCGAGUACGAUGUUGCUGAUUUCUUGGAUCACUGGCGAUUACGAUCUGUGACUCGAAGAGAUGUUAUCCCGCAUACGGUCGGUAUUCAGCCAUCACUACGGCUACGCAGACCUCCUGAACACCUGGCGCGCCAUGAUAUUGCUUCUGAUGACCUGGACUGGCAAGGCAUACGCUGGAAGCUGAUUGGCCCAGAUCGACAGCAUGUUUUGGCCGCCAGGAUACAGAUGCACCCUUCGAGUCCAGUCGCCUUAGCACGUAGUGGUAGGCCUGCAAGUCAUGUUCUAGACGCGCCAAGUGCAUAUCGUUUCCGCGGGUUUACACCGCAACAUCGCGCUCGAACAUCACAUUAUCAGCUACGCAAUGUCCUUGCCGCCACCAGUCGAGCCGACGUCUUUUAUGCCACCGGGAACAAGGUCAUGAGAACUUCACUUGCUUGCCCGACUAUGAGAGACCCAGCAGUAGAGAGCGGCACUGCUGCCAACCUUCCUACGGACUUUCGUGUUAUGUGCCUCGCGGCAUACAAAGAAGCGUGCACAGCUAGCUUCAUGGUGGCGGGCGGCUUCAACGGAGAAUAUGCUCUGCUCAAAGUCGGUGGCGCUCAUGGUGCGGCUAUACAUGACGGGCAUGUUACGCACGCCUACAACGGCCUUGUGACACAUGCAAACACAGUGACUGGACGACGAGGCACACCACAGACCGUGUUUUGCUCAAACGACCAUCAUGUACGACUGUUAGACGUCGAGACUCUGCGAAUUGCUUCCGAGUUUGUGUACCCUAGCGCGAUCAACUGUUCGGCCACAGCACCAGACAAACGCUUGCGUGCCAUCGUUGGUGAUUGCCGGGAUGCCUACAUCACGAAUGCUGAGCGUGGCGAGGUUCUGGUGACGUUGAGUGGUCACACCGACCAUGGCUUUGCGUGCGCCUGGUCCUCGAACGGUGUUCACGUCGCUAGUGGUGCACAAGAUGGCAAGACUCUGGUUUGGGAUGCUCGGAACUGGAGUCAACCACUACAGAAAUUGCCCAGUAUGAUGUCUUGUCCUAGAUCCCUGCACUUUACAGACGAUGGGGCUCUGGUGGUCGCUGAGAAUGACGACAUCAUCAGCAUCUACGAUCCGCAGACUUUCAACAAACGGCAGGACCUGCGCUUCGUCGGGUCAGUGGCUGGUGUUGCGCUUCUAGACGGAGGCGAGGAGAUUGCUGUUGCUAAUACCGAUAAGAGUGUUGGUGGCUUGUUGACGUUCGAGCGGCUACCUGGGCCCGUAUACUCAGACUCCGGCCACACGAGUGCCGCGUACAAGUGUCGUCCGGCCUGGUAUACCGGCGUCGAGAAGAUCACAUACAGUGUCUGA